Molossus molossus (Pallas's mastiff bat) is the source of this 2615-nucleotide messenger RNA. It is a transcript of the gene GRAMD2B, whose product is annotated as GRAM domain containing 2B. Bases 86 to 1408 code for a protein of 440 amino acids. Lineage: Eukaryota; Metazoa; Chordata; Mammalia; Chiroptera; Molossidae. The record is from RefSeq and is a predicted model, not a curated record. The transcript is spliced from 15 exons.
GCCCCCGACGGUGGGAGCCGCGGGAGCAGCGGAGCGGGACAGCAGGCGCGCGGAGGUCCCCCGGUGCCCUCCAGACGCGGCCCCGAUGACCGAACUACAGCAAGAUGUGGAAGACACAAAGCCUGCCAAAGUGCUCGGGAAGAGAGAGGGCAAAGGGGGCUCAGCCCACUCAGAGGCUGAGAAUGGUGUGGAGGAGAAAAAGAAGGUCUGCAGGUCACCAACAGCCCAGUCUCCCACCCCGUCCAGCGAGGCCGAGUCCCCAGACCAGAAGAGAGUCAUCUGCCUGCGGUCAAAAUCCAGUUGUGAUGGUGCCUCUGUAGCAAGCGAUAAGAACGACUGUAAAUCAGAAAGCAAAAAUGACGCUAAGACUGAAAGGAAAAAGUCUUCGUCUUCCAGCCAGUGCAAGGCGAACAUGCACUUUCACAAGCUGUUUCUUGAUGUCCCAACUGAAGAACCGUUGCGGCAAAGUUUUACCUGUGCUCUACAGAAAGAACUUUUGUACCAAGGGAAGCUGUUUGUAUCAGAAAACUGGAUUUGUUUUCAUUCCAAGGUCUUUGGAAAAGACACCAGGAUCUCUAUUCCGGCCUUCUCUGUAACCCUAAUAAAGAAAACCAAAACUGCCCUGCUGGUGCCAAAUGCCCUGAUUAUAGCGACAGUCACAGACAGGUACAUAUUUGUCUCCUUCCUCUCCAGAGACUCAACUUAUAAACUACUAAAAUCUGUUUGUGGACACUUAGAAAAUAUAAGCGUCGGGAACAGUCCCAAUCCGUCUUCUCUUGAAAACAGUUUCCGGGCAGACCGCCCUUCAUCUCUGCCUCUGGAUUUCAACGAUGAAUUCUCAGAUCUGGAUGGAGUGGUUCAGCAAAGACGGCAAGACAUGGAAGGGUACAGCAGUUCUGGUUCUCAGACUCCCGAAUCCGAGAACUCGCGAGAUUUCCAUGUGACAGAAUCCCAGACAGUUCUAAAAGUCUCCAAGGGAGAAGCAAAACCAACAAGGGCAGAUGCCCAUGUGAACAGAGUACCUGAAGGAAAAGCCAAGAGUCUCCCUGCACAUGCCGUUGGUCAAUCAGAAUCCACUGGAAUCUUACACAAAGUCAAGUCCCAGAAAUGUCCAACUCUUCGCCAUAUUCUUAUCUUCUACGCAAUUGUUGUCUGCGCAUUAAUCAUCUCGACCUUCUACAUGAGAUAUAGAAUUAAUACUCUGGAGGAGCAGCUGGGGUUACUGACCUCCGUUAUGGAUACCCUUCAUACUGAGCAAGCAGCGCCACCCGGCCUAGGGUCACAAGUACAAUUAAACGUGGAGGUCCUCUGCCGGGAGCUUACAGCUAACAUAAUGAAACUAGAAAAGGUAUCUCCUUAUAAGGCAACUUUAGGGCAGACCUGUCCUCAGCGCUUGUGGCAUUCUUAGAACUCAGUAGGAGAGUGAACAGGAGAAAAAGAUACAGAACAACUUACAAAAGUUGCUUGAGAAUGGUGACUGACCAACCGGAUCGCUCGGGCCAACAUGAUACCUCGUGCUUCCCUUUGAAGAAGGUGCUCCUGGAGGCGCCCCGUGGAGCGCUCCCUGCUGGCCAGAGGAGCGAGCAGAGAGGCACCCAGCCCUGUUUGCACUUGGAGGUCUCCGGCUCAGGACAAGGGGGAGGGGGAAUAAUUUUGGUUCCUGUGCAAUACAAGUUGACCUUGACUCUCUGAGGAAGUUUUCAGUGCUGCUGCCUGAAGGAAACAGACCCGUCUUGGGAGGUCUUGGAAGGACCUGGUGGGCACUUUGAAAUGACUGUGGUCCAGUGGCCACCAUGAUUGUGUCAGCAAACACACUCCACAACGCGCCUUUUCAGCCCUUCCCGCCCUCCUUUACACCCCGCCUUCACACCAAGGGAUAUAUCAUGUGCCAACAACCUGACGUGGUCCUUUAAAGAAUUAGCCGUAACUCUCCAAAAGGCAAUAAAGAGCUCUAACGGACAGACUUGCUUCAAAGAAAUAACACCAGCAUUGUGUCCUUUUUGUUUCUUCCUUCUCCUGUUACAUUCUGGUUUAAAUCAUCUGUGCAUCUUAACUUCCCGACUGAAUAUUGGCAAGAAUAUUGAGCAAGGCAGAUAAACCAUUUAUGUUUUGUUCCUCUAACUAAUACUUAAUUGGACUGAUUCUCACCCACCCCAAGUCAAGAAUCCGUGAGGCAUGGGACUGAAGUACUAAAUAAGCUUACUCUGAAACCAAAACUAAUCUUUACACCAAAAAGGGUAAUGUGAUUUGAUACAGGAUAAAAAGCACCAAAUUUUUAAGAUUCUAGGUGGACUAUGUUACUUUUGAAAAAGGACAUCAUAUUGACUGUUGAAACCCAUUUCCGCAUGACGAUAGCAUGCUUUUUUCCUUUUGCUGACUAAAAUAAAGAAAUAACUGGUGGUUUGCUAACUUCCUUUUACCAUAUGGUUACCUGGUUUUAAUAAUUAUUUAGGUACCGAAAGAUCUGUAAUAUAAAGGAUACUCUGUUUCUGUCUGUAAUGCAUAUUAUAAUCAUUUCUAUGAAAUGUAUUUUAUUUAAUCAGGUAAGCUAAUAAGUGAAUUGGUUACAUCAUUUGUUUCUGUUAGCCUACUGGACAAGAAUUGUGCCUGGUGCA